GGCUCUAAGGGGGCGAUGCCGGAGCAGGCACGGGGGGCUGGUGGGUUAUUUGUGGGGAGUGUUAUUCAGCGGAGCACGGCCAGCCUUGACCGAAGGAUGCCAAAGCAGUGCCGGGGCAGCCGGAGCGAGCGGGAGCUUGGGGAGGCGAUGCUGCUCCUGCAGCUGCUAAAUGGGGGUGUAAGGCUUGGGGGGGCCGCCCUGGGCUUUGCCCUGCAGCAGGGGGGUUGCUCCCGGCUGCUGGGCUCUGCUCGCCGCCCCUCCGGCAGCGGGUGCCACGGUCACGAGUGGCACGUCCCCUUGUCCAGCCGCAGAGGACAGCUCUGCUGCAAUGCGGUUGCUGGCGCGCCGGAGCCGCCGGUGCCCCCCACGUUCCGGGCCUUCGGCGAGCGGCGGCGGCGUGUGGCUGGGCAGGUGACCAGGAUGCUGCACCAUGGGAAGCACUGGAGGUCCAUGUGCAAGGGGCUCGUCCUGGGGACCCUCCUGACCAGCUUCAUGCUGCUGCUCUACUCCUACGCCAUCCCCCCGCUGCAAGUCAGCGUGACAGAGAUCCCCGUCCCCUCCUCCUGCUCCUCGUACCCGGCCCCCGGCAAGGCGCCAGCAGUGGCCAACGGCACGGGCAGCCCCUCGGGACGGAGCUGCCUGCCCAAGCUGAACAUCAUGUUCAUGAAGACGCACAAGACGGCCAGCAGCACCAUCCUCAACAUCCUCUUCCGCUUCGGGGAGAAGCAUCGCUUGAAAUUCGCCUUCCCCAAUGGCCGCAAUGACUUCUACUACCCCUCCUACUUCGAGCGCAGCCAGGUGCAGCACUACCGGCCGGGCGCGUGCUUCAACAUCAUCUGCAACCACAUGCGCUUCCACUACGAGGAGGUGCGCAAGCUCCUGCCGGCGGACGCUACCUUCGUGACGGUGCUGCGGGACCCUGCCUACCUCUUCGAGUCCUCUUUCCACUACUUUGGGCGCGUCAUCCCCCUCACCUGGAAGCUGACGGGGGAGGACAAGCUGGCGGAGUUCCUCCGGGACCCCUGGCACUACUACGACCCCAACGGGUUCAAUGCUCACUACCUCCAAAACCUCCUCUUCUUUGACUUGGGCUACGACAACAACAUGAAUGCCAACAGCCCGCUGGUGGAGGAGCACAUCCAGGAGAUAGAUCGCCGUUUCCACCUCGUCAUGUUGCUCGAGUACUUUGACGAGUCCCUGGUGCUGCUGAAGGACCUGCUGUGCUGGCAGCUGGAGGACGUCCUCUACUUCAAGCUCAACGCCCGGAAGGGCUCCACCGUCUCCUGGCUGACACCUGAGCUCUAUGAGAAGGCUACCUCCUGGAACCUCAUCGAUGCUAAGCUCUACCGCUAUUUUAAUGCCACCUUCUGGCGUAAGGUGGAGGCCUACGGGAGGGAGCGGAUGGCCAAGGACGUGGCCGAGCUGCAGCGGGAGAACGAGAAGAUGAAGAGCAUCUGCAUCGACGGGGGACACCCCGUGGACGCCAGUGCCAUCCAAGAGUCCUCCAUGCAACCCUGGCAGCCGCUGGGGGAGAAGUCCAUCCUGGGCUACAACUUGAAGAAGAAGAUCAACAAGAAGCACCAGAAGCUGUGCCGCAAGAUGCUGACGCCCGAAAUCCAGUACCUGACUGACCUGGGGGUUAACCUCUGGAUCACCAAGCUAUGGAGCCGCGUACGGGACUUCCUGAAGUGGUAGGGGACGGCGGGCACCCCGCUCUCCCCGGGGAAGAACCAGGUGCUUUCCUUUUUUCGUACUCAUGGUGUCUUUUGGUUGGACGUGAGCAGAACCAGCUGGAGGCUCCAGCACCCCGGAACGGUCGGGGGGACCCUCCAUCACCUUCCUGCAGAGCCCCAGCUUGGGCAGGAGCCUGGGGGGGGCUGCCGUCCCCCACUGGCAAGGAGAGCAGAGCCUCUGCCUCCGAGGGGUCAAGGACUGGGGGCUUGGGGGUGGUUUUUUCCAGCAGGAUCCACUUCUUCCUUCCCCACGGAAAGGCCAGAGGAGGUAUUUGUGAAGGACGUGGCCUCGUCACAGCGGGAGCAGGACAUCCAUCACCACGUUGCUGGAGGCACGCCAUGGGUCGGGCAGCGCGGGCAGGGCCGUGCCUGGCCAGCAGCGGCCGGGGGUCUCCUCCUUGCCCGGGGUGGGCAGAGCUGCCAGCAGGGAACCUGAACCUUGAGGGGCUCCUCAAAUCACCCCUGGUUUUGGGGCUGCGUGUCGGAGCCUGCUGCACCACCCCAAUGGGUUCCGGCCCGUGGGUGUGAUGAGUGCGGCACAUUCUCAGCCCACCCGCAGCUGUUGGUCCAUGGCAGGCUGUGACUUGGUGCCACCCGGAGCCAUUUGGAGAAUGGAAAACCCACCCCAAAAGCCUCGGCAUUUAUCAACGAGCUCAUGGUCCCCGCGGGCGAAGGGCGUCCAUGCAGCAGGUCCCCUCCCAGCCCCCCAUUGUCCCGGUUAGAGGGUCCCGGGGCCCCGGUCCCUACAAGGGACAUCCUGGAAAGCCCACGGGGUCUGGUGAGAACUGGCAUGGGAGCAGGGCCACCGUCACGGUGAUGCCAUCCCCCGGGCAUGGGGGGGAUGCCAAAGACAGGGUCUGUCCCCUCCCCGUGGUGGGGACAAACCUCGGGCAUCCCGGCCGGGCUGAAUGACACCGGCAAUGCCACGUCCUGCCGAGAGUGGCCCUGGCCGGGCAUGGAGGUGGCACCCGCGGUUGAGCCUCCUUGGCAGCGAAGGGACUCCCGCCGGCCCCCCAGCCCGUGUUCUGCUCCCUUUGUAAAGACCAGAAAUAAAAAAGCAAUUCUACUUUUGUAAGAUAAUUGUAUAUUUGGCAGUUUUUAAUAUAAGGAUGGUCCAGCUGG
This is a messenger RNA of Harpia harpyja (harpy eagle), 2855 nucleotides long. It is a transcript of the gene GAL3ST1, whose product is annotated as galactose-3-O-sulfotransferase 1. Gene Ontology annotation, cellular component: membrane. The record is from RefSeq and is a predicted model, not a curated record. NCBI's taxonomy places the organism in Eukaryota, Metazoa, Chordata, Aves, Accipitriformes, Accipitridae. Gene Ontology annotation, molecular function: galactosylceramide sulfotransferase activity. Gene Ontology annotation, biological process: galactosylceramide biosynthetic process; myelination.